Molecule: messenger RNA, 459 nt
Organism: Zonotrichia leucophrys gambelii
Lineage: Eukaryota; Metazoa; Chordata; Aves; Passeriformes; Passerellidae
Gene: CLPS
Product: colipase
Exons: 3
Coding region: 9-362 (117 amino acids)
Biological process (GO): positive regulation of catalytic activity; digestion; lipid catabolic process
Cellular component (GO): extracellular region
Molecular function (GO): lipase binding; enzyme activator activity
Source: RefSeq, a predicted model, not a curated record
AGCCCACCAUGGCCAAGGUGCUGCCUGCCUGCCUGCUGCUGGCCCUGCUGCUCCUGCCCCCAGCCCUGCUGGCACCGCAGGAGCGAGGGCUCGUCUUCAACCUGGACACGGGGGAGCUGUGCCUGCAGAGUGCCCAGUGCAAGAGCGGCUGCUGCCACCGAACCGACGGCCUCAGCCUGGCCCGCUGCGCCCCAAAGGCAGCUGAGACCCAGGAGUGCUCCCCAAAGAGCCUCUAUGGGGUCUACUACAAGUGUCCCUGUGAGAGCGGCUUGACCUGCGAGACUGACAGAACCAUCGUGGGCUCCAUCACCAACACCGACUUUGGCAUCUGCAUGGACCCCCAUGAGUCCAGAAGGCGGUGAAGGAAGAGCCCCCCGUGCCCCUCUGUGCUGCCCCUGCCUUUCCCCCUCUCCUGUGCCUAGCUGUGGGAGAAUCUGAAUAAAGACCAGCUUCUGCCGA